AUGAGCGAGUUACAGUUUCAUCGAAAACACGAUCAGUUUCCACGUUUCAAUCACCAGCACAGAUGUCCUCUGUUUAUUUAUAAAGAUCCGAAAGCGGCUUCUCGACGACGUACAACUGAGUUGGCUAUUUUAAAACGUAAAAUUGAAAUUCGAUUCUUCGAAAAAAAAGUAAAUCCUGGUCGAUCAGUCGAACAAUUUAUAGCCGAAUUGGAUAUUAUAUUAAAAAAUCUACAUGAUACACCUGUUAGUAAAACAAAUCGGAAAUAUAAGCAACGACGUGAAAUUAUUUCAAAUGAAAAUUUAUUAGAAAUAAUUCAAUUGAAUCAAUAUUAA
This is a messenger RNA of Rotaria sordida, 333 nucleotides long. The record is from the annotation of a GenBank genome assembly. Lineage: Eukaryota; Metazoa; Rotifera; Eurotatoria; Philodinida; Philodinidae.